Lactuca virosa is the source of this 1561-nucleotide messenger RNA. The record is from the annotation of a GenBank genome assembly. Lineage: Eukaryota; Viridiplantae; Streptophyta; Magnoliopsida; Asterales; Asteraceae.
CAACUACUCUAAAAGUCCAAAACAUAGCACCCUUCUUCCCGCCGGGAAAAAAACAAAACAGUAAAGUAAUUAAUUGAAAAAAAUCACAACUUUGCAACUAUAAAUUAGUUGGUGUUCUUAGUGAAUAUAUUUGCUCUGCAUUUAAUCUCUCACAGCCAUCGAACGAUCUCACAACUGGUUUUUAAGGAACGAUAAUGGCACGUAAGAAGAUCAGAGAGUAUGAUUCCAAAAGGCUGGUGAAGGAGCAUUUUAAGAGGAUUUCUGGUUCCGAAUUGGCUAUUAAAUCUGCACAGGUUACAGAAUCAACCGACUUGAAUGAGCUAAUCGAGAGGGAACCUUGGCUAUCCUCAUCCAAAUUGGUUGUGAAGCCCGACAUGUUGUUUGGGAAACGUGGGAAAAGUGGACUCGUUGCUCUAAAUCUUGAUUUAGCCCAAGUUUCUGAAUUUGUAAAAGCACGACUUGGCAAAGAGGUUGAGAUGGGAGGAUGCAAAGGGUGUAGCAUUAGUUUUUCAGAAUGUGGAGGAAUUGACAUUGAAGAGAAUUGGGACAAGGUCAAGACAAUCUUUUUACCAACUGGGAUGUCUUUGAAUCAAGAGAUAUGCGCUCCACUUGUUGCAACUCUUCCAUUGGAGAUCAAACCUGUAAUUGAGGACUUUAUCAAAUCUAUAUACACUCUAUUUAUAGAUCUUGACUUCACUUUCCUAGAAAUGAACCCUUUCACCUUGGUUGAUGGAAAACCUUAUCCUCUUGAUAUGAGAGGAGAGCUUGAUGACACUGCUGCUUUCAAGAACUUCAAAAAGUGGGGCAACAUUGAGUUCCCAUUGCCUUUUGGAAGAGUUAUGAGUGCCACAGAAAGCUUUAUUCAUGGACUAGAUGAAAAGACUAGUGCAUCUUUGAAGUUUACAGUUCUUAAUCCAAAGGGAAGAAUUUGGACCAUGGUUGCAGGUGGAGGUGCCAGUGUCAUAUAUGCCGAUACAGUUGGAGAUCUUGGUUAUGCUUCUGAGCUUGGAAAUUAUGCAGAAUACAGUGGUGCACCAAAUGAAGAGGAGGUUUUGCAGUAUGCUAGAGUUGUCAUUGAUUGUGCAACUGCUGAUCCGGAUGGGCAAAAGAGAGCUUUGGUAGUAGGAGGUGGAAUUGCUAACUUCACAGAUGUUGCAGCCACAUUCAAUGGCAUCAUUCGCGCAAUGAAAGAGAAGGAGUCUAAGUUGAAAGCUGCAAACAUGCAUAUCUAUGUAAGGAGAGGAGGUCCAAAUUACCAAAGAGGACUUGCAAGGAUGCGUGCACUCGGAGAAGAAAUUGGCAUCCCAAUUGAGGUGUAUGGUCCUGAGGCAACAAUGACCGGAAUAUGCAAACAAGCAAUUGAUUGCAUCACUGCAGCUGCAUAAACUUGGUUAAUGUUUGUGUCUGUUGUGUUUUGUUGAAUUCAAAUGUAGCAUGUAACUCAAGUGUUUUGUUGUGUUAUGUUUUGUUUUUGUAUGGGUGUGUCUUUGUUUUUUGUUUUUAAACCACAUUGUAGAAAAUUGAAGAAAAAAGAAAUAAUCUUGCGGCUCGUUUGAUGUAU